Thyridium curvatum is the source of this 1131-nucleotide messenger RNA. RefSeq lists its product as uncharacterized. Gene Ontology annotation, cellular component: cytosol; cytoplasm. Gene Ontology annotation, molecular function: carboxy-lyase activity; hydrolase activity. Bases 1 to 1131 code for a protein of 376 amino acids. The transcript is spliced from 2 exons. The record is from RefSeq and is a predicted model, not a curated record. Lineage: Eukaryota; Fungi; Ascomycota; Sordariomycetes; Thyridiales; Thyridiaceae. Gene Ontology annotation, biological process: secondary metabolic process.
AUGUACGGAAAGAUCGCGCUCGAGGAGGCCUGGGCCAUCGAAGAGAACUUCAAAGCCUACGAUGUCUCGAGUCUAGCUCCCAAGGGCGUCAUUGGUGGUGACCUCAUUGCCAAUCUACUAGACGCUCAUGGCACGAGAUUGCAGCAGAUGGAUGAGAACGGCGUAGAUAUGAUGGUCUUGUCUCUCUCCUCUCCGGGACCGCAAGGCCAAGCAGAUCCAGCAGAAGCGGCCAAGCUUGCGACCCUAGCCAACGACAGACUCUCGGACGAGGUUAUGAAGAACCCCAAGCGCUUCGCGGGGAUGGUCUCCGUCAGCAUGCAUGACCCAGCCCAGGCAGGCCAAGAGCUUCGCCGUUGCUUCACUGAGAAGAAGGGUUUCGUAGGCUGCAUCAUCAACGAUUACCAAAGCGCUGGUGACGGGAACACAAUGCUCUUUUACGAUGACCCGAAGUAUGAUGAGUUCUGGAAGGUGGCUGAGGAGAUGGACUGUCCCGUCUACCUCCAUCCGAGAGCCGCAACCCCUCUCAUUCACGAGCAGAUGUGGAAGGGCCGCCCAUGGCUUGAGUUUUCCGCGCUUGGGUAUGCUCACAGGGUCGGCAUGCACUUCCUAGGCAUUGUCACUGCCGGCGUUCUGGACAGGUUCCCUAAGCUGAAGCUCGUCAUUGGCCACAUGGGCGAGCAUAUCCCUUAUGAUCUCUAUCGCAUCGAUCACAAGCUCAAUAGGGCGCGCUUCCCAAAUAUGCCUAUGCGAAAGGAUCGGCUUAUCAGGGACUACUUUGGGACGCAGCUCUUUAUCACUACCUCGGGACAUUUUUCCACGCCGGCACUUCUUUGUGCCAUGCAAGAGAUCGGAGCCCGCUCCAUUAUGUUCUCCAUAGACUACCCAUUUGAGAGCAUACCAAACGGUUGUGUCUGGUACGAUGAGCAUGUGCCGAUCAGCGGGCACGACCUCGUCGAUAUCGGGCGGAACAACGCACUGUCGGUUUUCUCAAAGCUGACCAACGAGGUCCAUGGUCUUGAGACGAAAAGUCCACCCGACUGUGGCGUUGGCGGGCUUGGCCUGAGGAAAGGCUACGAAGGGGAGAGGGAAUACGGCCUGUAUAAUAGGGACUGGAGUCAGAGGCGGAGGUAG